AUGUCCUUGUUGCUCUACAUGACUCAAGGCCUUGCAGAGUUCCUCACAAAAGGCCCUAACCACUAUGGAACUGUCCUAGAUACCUGUUAUGUGUGGAAAACCAAAAAAUCAGGGGUCACAAGUAAAUCCCAUCCUAAUGGCACUGGAAUCACUCCACUUGAUGAUACUUCUGCAACAAACUUGCAUGUGCAAAUCCUGGAGGAAUUCCCCUGGUAUGAUGACCUCACAGCCAUCCUAGAGAGGAAUCCAGUGAUCUCCCUCAAGACAGUCUCAUCAGCCCCAGGAAUGGAUCAUGCAGCUAACUAUUUUUUACUUAUACAGGAGAGCACAUCUGUAAAUUCACAGCCAUCUUCAAGUACUCAGUAUGGGGGCUAUGUCCCUAGCACUCAUCCUUCUCCUCUCAGUGUUCAGCCUACUUCCCCCAUGGCUACCUAUAGACCAAUCCCAUCACCCCUCAAUCAAGAUGACAGAAGGAUGGACUAUGGUGAUGACAACAUCAUGAACCUUAAUAGCGCCCCCAGGCAUGAAACUGGGCAUAAAUGCCAACUCCCUCCAUCCUCUCCUUUGCACCCUCCUUGUUCCAGUCUUGUGCUUCCUGAGAAGCCAGAGACAACACUGCACAAUAGUCAUGCUAUCUUCAGUACACCUGACCCUAUGAGACACACAACAUUGAUAUUGAUGUUAAUAUCACCAAUGACACAAUCUGUGGCCCCUGAGAAGGGAAAUGAGAGGCCUUUGGAGAAGACAUAUUCUGAAAUCUUGAGUCAAGUUGGCCUGAUCAAUGAUGAGAUUGAGAACCUUCAGUCAGACAGGCUUGACAAGGCAUCAUGUGAGGAGCUGAAGAAUAACCAUUACAUAGCAAAACUAAAUCUCACAUGA
Messenger RNA from Suillus subaureus, 879 nucleotides. RefSeq lists its product as uncharacterized. The transcript is spliced from 6 exons. Bases 1 to 879 code for a protein of 292 amino acids. The record is from RefSeq and is a predicted model, not a curated record. Lineage: Eukaryota; Fungi; Basidiomycota; Agaricomycetes; Boletales; Suillaceae.